AUGACCAACGGUGCCAAUGGCCCGCCUGACUCUGACCGAUUGAACGUUGUCGAAGAAGAGAAUAAACACUUAAGAAAUGAGAUCGCCACCCUCAAACAGCUCUUUCAGAAUAUUGCAGUGCAAUCUACUCCAUCCAACUCACCCAACUCAUCCCCAUCAGCUCGCAAAUCCCUUACCGCCAAACAACUCAAAGAUGCGAAGAAGGCCAAUGCCGAUCAUGACUUGGAAGGAGUGGGAUCCAAGCUUCUUACUAGCUGUUACGAUCUUUCGCGUUGUUUGAUGAAGCGUUCCUCUGCUACUGCCCCUGUACCAUCCCCACCAUCCACUACCGAGAGGGAAAAAAUCAAAGGCUUCUUUGACUUAUCAUCUCAACCGCCGAGUGAUUCCGCAGGCCACCGAAUCCAACUCAAAGAAUUGAACCAGAUUCAAGGUAACGCCAAAAUCGACAACGAUUACGUCCAAUACAUUCAUGCAACCAUGAAGCGCUGGGGGAUUCCGCGAUUCACAAUGGAUUGGGCUAAACAUUGGGAUGAUCGCUUCAACCAAAUCAUGUUUGCACAAACCAAGGCCCAGAAGAUAUCGAUGGACAAUCACAUCCUGAUGGCCAUUUAUUGGCGUCACACCACAAGCUUGCGCCAAUACUUCAAGCGCAGUCAAAAGGGAGACGACACCUUGUCUCAAGAUCAGGCUAAAAAUACUCAGCAACAAGGCUUACAACGUAAAUCUGUGGCGAGACAACUUUACCUUCAAAAAGAGGGGGUCCACGGGCGCUUCAUCGAACCAUUCGACGAUAAAUUUGUCAAUUUGGAGGAUGAAUUAUCCGAGGAGAACGGUCAACCACUAGCUCUGCCAAAGACUCCAACUUGGCGAUCCAAAAAGGCAACUGCCUUCAUCGAUUGGAUCGAGCUCCGCCGAAGAUCACAGAAGGUCUUUGGCAAACCAAAGCAGAACAAAUCUCGCUUUUCGGCAGGUGCUACUGCACGAAUGCGCAAGCGUCCCUCUCCCGAGAUUCCCGACGACAACGUGCAUAUCCCCAUUGGCCUCCCUGAAGACUUUUACGCCACUCAGUUCUUGAACGGGUUGAGCUUCGCCGAGAAGAAGGCCCUACAGGUGACUACCCCAAUCUUUGACAUGAUAGAUCAAUUCGACACUAUCUUACCUCAGGAUGAUGUCAACUUCCACAUCCACUCCACCCGCGCCCGAAUUGAAGUUGUCAACAAAAGGUCCAGAGUGAGCCCUGAUGAAGAUAGUGAAGAGGACAAGGGUGAAUUGGAUCCAACCAUUGUCAAGAUGGAGGAGGAUCCCGAUGAGGAAUUUUGA
Puccinia triticina is the source of this 1320-nucleotide messenger RNA. RefSeq lists its product as uncharacterized. The transcript is spliced from 4 exons. The record is from RefSeq and is a predicted model, not a curated record. Bases 1 to 1320 code for a protein of 439 amino acids. NCBI's taxonomy places the organism in Eukaryota, Fungi, Basidiomycota, Pucciniomycetes, Pucciniales, Pucciniaceae.